Colletotrichum navitas is the source of this 1027-nucleotide messenger RNA. RefSeq lists its product as uncharacterized. NCBI's taxonomy places the organism in Eukaryota, Fungi, Ascomycota, Sordariomycetes, Glomerellales, Glomerellaceae. The record is from RefSeq and is a predicted model, not a curated record. The transcript has a single exon. Gene Ontology annotation, molecular function: protein binding. The coding region runs from base 69 to 806 and encodes 245 amino acids.
ACGACGACGACGACGACGACGACUGGGAAGAUCGCCGACCGUUCGCCACGCUUCUCCAUGUAGCCGCGAUGCGAGGGGACCAAGACAUGACCCGCUGGCUCCUCGGACGCCGAGUAUCAAUUGAAGCUAGUGCACUGCUGGGCUGCCUCUGCCCAUCGCCUUACAUGAAUGCCAUUCGUGUGACAGGCAUAUGGUCCGGAUGGGGCAUUGAGCCAACGCCGCUACAUCUAUCGCUUGCACACGGCAACGAGUCGACUGCCAAACUUCUGAUUCGCAAGGGAGCUGUAUGGGAUCGGCCGCAUAGUAGCUGCGGGGGUCUCACGGGGCUUCACAUGAUGGCUGCGGGUCGCAUGACAGAAAUGAUUGAGUGGACCAUCGACCAGUGCCAUGGUCUGUGGGCUGGUACAGUUGCACGUAAUGGACCGGUCCACGACUGGCCAGACGAGUUUGGGUAUUGGAGUCUUCACUACGCUUGUCUCUCCGAGGGGCCCAAGGAGGGGGGUGAAAGCUGGGCUGCGCAGAUGGUUCCUGGUCUCAUCAGGCUAGGGGCGCUGGUUCAUACAACAGACGGCAGUCGAAUAGCACAGCGAGUGUCCGAGGAGAGGAAAAGGAUUCAAGAGGGCCCAAGGCCUCGCUGGACACUCGACAACAAGGCCGCUUUUGACUGGGCGCAGCGGAUUAAAGACUGGGAAGACGACGAACUAGUUCUGGAGCCUGAGCCGGCACUGUUUGCAGCGGAGUUAUUGCAAUGGGGUCUUGCAGAAGCAGUGGCUGCGGUGUCUGAAGAGGGUAGGGUACCUAGAUAGGUGGGGAUAGCUUUUAUCACCGGCAAGGCGGAGGGAAGUUGAUAGUUAUACUUAGAAAUCUGGCUGAACGGGGACGGGAAGGGCUGCAGGGAACAUCAAAGAGACAAGGUGUGCAACAGGAACUGAAAAGUAUCAAACGCUUGGCCGGGAUGUGACUACAGUUUCUCGGCAAGAUAGAUAGAACAUAGGUAGACAAACAGACAAACAGACAUAAUCUUGAU